AUGCCACCGAAGAAGGCUUCAGGCAGCUCAACCUCUAAAGCGAGCCAUGCGAUCCGUGCUGCAGCGCUACUCUCGAAAGCGCGGGCACAGGCAUCCUCUUCGCCUGCCGCCCACGCUCGAUCCAGCUCCACGCCCUCCCCCACCAAACCUGCCACUUCCUUCACCAGUAUAUCAUCAAAAGCAACAUCAUCGUCAGUAGCAUCUCCCGCGGGUGAGAAAGCUAUGUCACUGCCAGAUUUGCUCAAGACACUCUCGUCGAAAGGUGGUCUUCCCCUGCGAGACGCCAUGGCGGUCGCGGGCAAACUCAUCAAUGCACGUGCUAAUACUCCAUCCUCUCUGGCUCACAUCUCCCUUAUCAUGCUGCAAGAUAUCGGGAUAGAGUCGGAAGAAGAUCGUAAGCGAACUGUUCUCGCUUUUAAAGGCAAGAAAGCUGCGGGUAUAGUCUCCUCUUCUCCUUCCGGCGGCGUUGCGGCUUCAACAAAAGGGACAAACGCGAUGGGGCUUGCACUGGAUUUUGGCGCAAAUCGCAAGCGUCGACGAAUAGCAGAGGACGAUGAAACACUCAGUCGAGAGUACGGCAACAUGAAAGCGCUAGAUGAUCGUCCCGGAUCUUGUCGACGGCCUAAACUCGAGAUCGAAUAUACGUUCAACGAGAUCCUCGACCAGACGCUCCUGCAAGGAAGAUACGCCGUCGUCAAUCGUGCGCCCGUCAUGACCGUCUGGGCCACCAUCCUGCUGGAAAAGCUCAACUUCAGUCGUCCCGAAGCCCUGAGUUUAGCUCACUGCUACGUCAACUACACUAGUACCAUGCGAGGCAUUAGUCUCGGUAUCAUCCCAGCAGCAGAAAAGGAGCGCGCGGUGCACAUUGUCGGACCCAAUCAACCACAUUUCGAACUCAUGGGGGUCAAGAUCCCCGUGAUGCAGAUGCAAGACGGUUCGUAUCGAGGUAUCAGUGCUGGCGAAGUGGUGGGGCCGGAAAAGGCCUUCAACUACAUGCGUCGAUCCAUGGCUCAGACGCUCUCAAGCGUGGUGGGCGCGCUCACAUUGUUGGCCGACAGCUUCAUGGAGCCGAUACAGGAACAAGAAGGAAGCCAGACGGACACGAAAACAGAAGCGAUGAAAUACGGUGCAGAUCUGCUCAACUCGCGUGGGUACGAUCUGUAUGCCGAAUUCCGACCAUCGACGUCGGGGGAAUGGGGCAAAAAAGGAAGGCUAUGGUACGAUAAGGUCCUCGCUUUGCGGCGUGGAUAUGAGUCAGACUGGGUGAAAUGGAAGGACAGAGAGGCACGGCUGGAAAAGGAUGGGCCGCUGGAAGAAGACUGGAGUGAAGACGUAGAACGGCUGGUUCAACAAGAAUUGGCAGAGCAGCAGAAGCAACAACAAGCAGCGGACGUAGCCAAUUCAGAGGAUCCCAAGAACGACGCUCGCUCUGUAUCUAGCAUCACCGCUAUCGGCGACUAG
This is a messenger RNA of Mycosarcoma maydis (corn smut), 1461 nucleotides long. RefSeq lists its product as uncharacterized. The transcript has a single exon. The record is from RefSeq and is a predicted model, not a curated record. NCBI's taxonomy places the organism in Eukaryota, Fungi, Basidiomycota, Ustilaginomycetes, Ustilaginales. The coding region runs from base 1 to 1461 and encodes 486 amino acids.